This is a messenger RNA of Drosophila elegans, 4495 nucleotides long. It is a transcript of the gene Nep3, whose product is annotated as neprilysin-3. Gene Ontology annotation, molecular function: metalloendopeptidase activity. The record is from RefSeq and is a predicted model, not a curated record. Bases 313 to 2685 code for a protein of 790 amino acids. The transcript has 9 exons. Lineage: Eukaryota; Metazoa; Arthropoda; Insecta; Diptera; Drosophilidae. Gene Ontology annotation, biological process: protein processing. Gene Ontology annotation, cellular component: plasma membrane.
CUAGUUCGAGUGCGAUUGCCGCUGCUGCUGGUGCUGGCUGAAAGUUGGCCCUGUUGGUGGAUACUUGUCGUUUUUUUUUUGUGGCCCAGAGCGGUUUGUUUGCCCGCGAGCAAAAAUGCAGAAGGCCGAGUUUUAAAUGAAUUACUGAUCGGCUGAAAGUGUUACCCAUUCGUAGGGGGCCGCCAAAACAUCCAUCACACACAGUUUGCGGAAGUGCAACGAAAAGAGCAACAAAUCGAGGAAAAGGGUGGUGAAAAGCGAGCGUAGGGAGCUGAAAAAAUUGCAUUGCCUUCUUUUGGGCGCACAAAGAAAAUGAGCGCAAAGAUGACGCGCUACAAGCAAACCGAAUUCACGGAAGACGACUCGAGUUCCAUUGGCGGCAUUCAACUGAACGAGGCCACCGGCCACACUGGCAUGCAGAUACGCUACCACACCGCUCGGGCAACAUGGAAUUGGCGUUCGAGGAACAAGACGGAGAAAUGGCUGCUCAUCACCACCUUUGUAAUGGCCCUCACGAUCUUCACGCUCCUGAUCGUCCUUUUCGCAGAUGGAGGCGGCAGCGAUGGCACCAAGCACGUCCUGCACGUCCAACCCCACCAAAAAGAGUGUCCCGCGGGAAGUGAGCUUCCCUGUCUGAAUAAGCACUGCAUCUUCGCCUCCAGCGAGAUCCUCAAGUCCAUCGACGUCACCGUUGAUCCCUGCGAUGACUUCUACGCAUAUUCCUGCAAUCAGUGGAUCAAGAACAACCCCAUUCCCGAGGGCAAGUCCACGUGGGGCACGUUUGGGAAGCUGGAGCAGAUGAACCAACUGAUCAUCCGCAACGUGCUGGAGAAGCCGGCUAAGAGCUUCAAGUCGGAGGCCGAGCGAAAGGCCAAGGUUUACUACGAGUCCUGCCUGGACGCGGAUGAGCACAUGGAGAAGCUGGGGGCCAAGCCCAUGAACGACCUCCUGCUGCAGAUUGGCGGCUGGAACGUGACCAAGAGCGGCUACAACGUGGCCAACUGGACGAUGGGCCGCACCCUCAAGAUACUGCACAACAAAUACAACUUCAACUGCCUGUUUGGCUGGGCGAUCGGGGAGGACGACAAGAACUCCUCGCGCCACGUCAUCCAGAUCGAUCAGGGCGGCCUAACCCUGCCCACCGCCGACUACUACAACAACAAGACGGACAACCAUCGCAAGGUGCUCAACGAGUACAUCGAGUACAUGACCAAGGUGUGCGUCCUCUUGGGGGCGAACGAGUCGGAGGCCCGCACCCAAAUGGUCGGCGUGAUCAACUUCGAGAAGAAGCUAGCCAACAUCACCAUCCCGCUGGAGGAUCGGCGCAACGAGGAGGCCAUGUACCAUCCGAUGCAGCUGCGCCAGCUGGCCAAGCUGGCCCCGUUCCUCAACUGGACGGACCACUUCGACAACGCCAUGCAGAUGGUGGGCCGCCGGGUCACCGACGACGAGGUGGUGGUCGUCUACGCCCCCGACUUCCUCAAGAAUCUGUCCGACAUCAUCCUCAAGAUGGAGCAGACCGAUGAGGGAAAAAUCACCCUGAACAACUAUCUCGUGUGGCAGGCGGUGCGCACGCUGACCAGCUGUCUGUCCAAGCCCUUCCGCGAUGCCUACAAGGGCGUGAGGAAGGCCCUCAUGGGAUCGGAUGGCGGCGAGGAGAUCUGGCGGUAUUGCGUCUCGGACACCAACAACGUGGUGGGAUUCGCCGUGGGCGCCAUCUUCGUGCGACAGGCCUUCCACGGCGAGUCCAAGCCGGCCGCUGAGCAGAUGAUCGGCGAGAUCCGCGAGGCCUUCAAGACGAACCUGCAGAAUUUGACGUGGGUGGACAAGCAGACGCGCGAGAAGGCCAUCGAGAAGGCCAACGAGAUCUCGGACAUGAUCGGAUUCCCCGACUACAUACUGGACCCCGUCGAGCUGGACAAGAAGUAUGCAGAACUGAACAUCACGCCAAACGCCUAUUUCGAGAACAACAUCCAGGUGGCCAUCUAUAACCUGAAGAGCAACCUGAAGCGUCUCGACCAGCCGGUGAAUAAGACCAACUGGGGCAUGACCCCGCAGACGGUGAACGCCUACUACACGCCCACCAAGAACCAGAUCGUCUUCCCCGCGGGCAUCCUGCAGACGCCCUUCUUCGACAUCAACAACCCCAAGAGCCUCAACUUCGGGGCCAUGGGCGUGGUCAUGGGCCACGAGCUGACCCACGCCUUCGACGACCAGGGACGCGAGUACGACAAAUUCGGCAACAUCAACCGGUGGUGGGACCCGAAGAGCAUCGAGCGCUUCAACGAGAAGUCCGAGUGCAUCGCCCGUCAGUACAGUGGGUACAAGAUGAACGGACGCACCCUCAACGGCAAGCAGACGCUGGGCGAGAACAUAGCCGACAAUGGCGGUCUGAAGGCGGCCUACCACGCCUACCAGCGCACCAAGAGCGACCGGGAUGUGGAUGUCCUGAAGCUGCCCGGCCUGAAUCUCACCCACUCGCAGCUCUUCUUUGUGUCCUUUGCCCAGGUUUGGUGCUCCAGCACCACGGAUGAAACGAACCUGCUGCAGAUGGAGAAGGAUCCGCAUUCGCCGUCGCAGUUCCGGGUGAUCGGCACAUUGUCGAACAUGAAGGAGUUCGCCGAGGUCUUUCAGUGCAAGCCCGGCAAGCGAAUGAACCCCACCGAAAAGUGCGAGGUGUGGUAAACAGAACUGCGCAAUCCCGAUCUCAGAACGAGCCAAAGAUAGAGAUACAGAUACAGAUAGAGAUACAGAUACAGAUACAGAUAGGGAUAGAGAUAGAGAUAAAGAUUGGGUCAGAGCCAAAGCCAAAGCCAAAGUCGAGCAAAUACAGCAUCGUGAGCGGAUAGAUGGUGCGAUUGGGACGCUGACUGGGCUGGUAUUUUAUUGUUUCAGUUGUGCCCGUUUUUUUUCGCCAUUUGUAUUUUGUCGAAAGACCGUCAGUGAUUGUGCCUAUGAAAAUGAUAGAAGCUGACGAUAAAUUCACGUUUGUGCUCCAAGAGGUCUGGAGCUGGGGAUUCCACAUCCUGGAGCAGGAUCAAGGGGACCUUUAACUACAUUUGAAUGUGAACGCACGAGCUACCAACUAUAUGGGUGGGUGUGUGUGUGACAUGGAGUAUUACGGAGUACAGAGCACACACCCAAAGGGCUGAUAUAUAUAUAUAUAUAUAUAUAUAUAUAUAUAUAUAUAUAUAUAUGAUAACGAUAAACGAUAACUGUAACUUAGCUAUUUGUAGAACUAUCAAUGUAUAAUGUAUUGCAAAAGAUACAAAGUUCGCAAGCUCAUGGCCCAGGGGAAAAAUUAUUUUCCGGGUCUCCGCUUUUUUUGUAUGUCUAAGAUACAUGUUGAAGUCAUUCUAAAGACCUUUUCAAAAUCUCAACUUUUUCUCAAAUUACAUUUAAACCGAGGUUCCUGAGAAAAGGAUAGGAAUUGGACUUUGAAAUGUAGCAAAAAUAUAGCUAGUGAUUGUGAAAGUGAAGGAGAUAGAGAUAUAGAGUGAGAGGCGAACAGUUUUAAAGCUUUUGAGUUGCCAAAGUGAAUAUAGUAAAAAUAGCUGGUUGAUUAAGUUAAACAUUUAAAUACGUUAAAAGUUACGAAAAGUUAUUUUGAAAAUUAUGUGUACACUUUUUUUAUACAUAUGAGUUUCUUAACGGGGGCUUAAGUGUGCUUAUUGUUGAUUUAUCUUUAAUUUACUAUCUUAUGAAGCAGUGAAAAAUAGGCAAAGGCUGAAGUGCAAAGAUCAGUAAUAAACACCAAUUAAUCACUAAUUGCUCAGAUAUUGAGACUAUAUAGCCAACCAAAUUGGACGAGUUUUCUUUUCUAAGAAAGAAAAACAUAUCAGACUAAGAGCCAACACCAACCAAAUAAAUCUAUGGAAUUUAACUAGGCACCAAUCGAAAUCAAUCCAAGAGAUUAGCUAUAAGAUAUGAACACUCUCAAGCCGAAUCAGUCAAAGCACAAAUCUCCAUACUAUGUAGUCAAUAUGGCCUAAAGGUAAUUCGGUUAGUAACCUUCCUAUCCGGUUUCGGUUGUCACACAAACACGAACAUGCGAAUAAUGCAUUUAGCUUUUAGUUUUUUUUACUUUAUUGGACCAUUGGGGGUUUCGGGGGCAUUAAAAAAAAAUUGUUUUGUUAUUGUUCCUUUAAACAUGCAUUUAUAAGUUUCCCUGAUCAUUUCGUGGGUAGAAAAGUGGGGGUUAAGUAAAGGGGUAUACUAUCAGAACCCCCCCUCGUAUCCACCACUGCUGUGGAGAUAUCAAGCAGAUGAUUUUUGUAUUCUGUAUAUGUACUAUACGAUAGACGAAGAAAUGAUAACUAUAAUACAUAUAUUAAAAUAUUAUUAUUAUACAAACUACAUAUACAUUAACUGAAUGUUUAAAUGCAAAUUAUUUUUAUUGUCUAUUAAUAAAGUGUAUAUGAACAUGUAUACAUUCGCAAAGAAAAAAGAAUAAAGAACCCUAUGGUCUAGCGUCCCGACUAUGGGAUACCCACUA